GUUCAUCUUCGAAUGGACUUUCCCCCAAAGGACGACGAUGCGUUCCCGCAGAGAGGAUCUCUCUCUGUCUCAGUCUCUGUCGCUCUCACGCACGCGACAUCGUCCACCGACUGAUCGAUAGACGGCCCAGGCUCUGAGCUCUGCUCGUCGUGACCUACCAGGGGAUGCGGAUGGUUCCAGCUGAUCGAUUGAGUUCGAGUUUUCGUCGGUGCUGCCGAUGCGGAUGUUGAGAUUCAAGAGCAGGCUCAUCACGCUCCAACGGAGUCCCAAGGAUUCGCGAGAGAUUGAAAUAUGGGCGGCACGUCUGACCGAGGGAAGUGAAUGGUAGAAUUUGGGAAUUUUGUGCAGGUGAGGAUGUACUUUGUGACUGUGCCUGUGUCCGCCAGCGGUCGAGCCUUCGGGGGGAGGUGAUGGAGUCGUCGAGAUCUUGACAGGCCGCUGCGAACCUUGUACCAAUUCAGGAUGAGGCUGCAGGUGGGAUUCGCGGCUGCCAGGCGAAUCACCACGGCCUUGGAUCGGAUCAGCGAUGUUGCCGUUGCUGCUCGUACCGUAGAGGCCGCGCAGCCGGCGAAGGCGAAAUGCGGCAUCGUGAGUGGAGGUGAUGUCGUCCGAGACGAGGCUUCCUUUACGAGGGCAGGCAUCGUCAGUAAUCGCGGUGGGGCGAAGGAGUUGGCCUCCACACCUCUUGUGCCUAUGGAAUUUUACGUCGAUAGGUUGUGUGCCAAUCUGAAGGGUGAAGAAUUCGAAGAGAAGCUAGCAAAAGUGGUGAAGAAGCUGCAAUUGAAACUCAGGCCUUCGCAUGUUGUCCGAGUUUUGGAGCGUCAGACGGAUGUGAAGCUGGCGCUGAGUUUCUUCAAAUGGGCCGGGCAGCAGCCCGGCUACAAGCACAAGUCGGUUUCGUACAAGGCAAUGGUUGACAUUUUGGGCCGAGCCAAGAUGUUCGUUGAGAUUCAGACUUUGUUGGAUGAAAUGGUUGCAGCAGGUUGUCAAAUGACCCCUGGAUUUCACACCAAGCUGGCUCAAAGUUACGGAAGCGCUGGACUGUGGGAACCAGCUGUGGCGUCUCUGGCUGGAAUGAGCAGCAUUGGGUGCAAGCCCAACACCCAUGCAUAUAAUGGGCUCAUGAAUUCUUUGGUCAAAGGAGGGCACACCGAGGGGGCCUAUAUGGUGUACCAGAGAAUGUUGGAUCUAGGAUGCAGACCAGACACCUACACUCUAGGCAUACUCAUCCGAGGGCUUUGCAAAACUGGGAAAGUGGACGAGGCGUUAGUUCUUCUGAGCAAAAUGAAAGGUGAUUUUGUUCCCAGCGUCACUGUCUACAACAUGUUACUCGAUGGAUUAGGGAGAGCCGGGAAGGUCGACGAAGCUUCGAAAAUGUUCGAGGAAAUGGCUUCAAAUGGUUCGACGCCUGAUGUGGUUUCUUACAAUACCAUGAUUGACCUUUAUGGAAAAUCUGGAAAAGUGGAUGAUGCUCUGAGUUUGUUCGAGCGUUUGAAGGAGAAGAGGUGUAGUCCUGAUGUGGUUACCUAUACCAGUCUCAUAGACCUUCUCUGCAAGAAGGGAAUGCUAGAUGAAGCGUACAAAUUUUUUGGAGAGAUGAAAAACGAGGGACAUGCCCCUGACGUUGUCACGUACACUGCACUUAUGGACAGCCUGUGCAAGAUCGGGCGGGAUCAUGAGGCGCUGAAGCUUCUGGAAGCGAUGGAGGCUGGUGACUGCACUCCCGAUGUGAUAACUUACACAGCUAUGCUGUACAAUUUGCGGAAGAUUGGCAAGGGAGAAAAGGCCUCUAAAAUUUACACAAGGAUGAUUCAGAACGGCUGUGUUCCUGACUUGGUGACAUUCAAUGCUCUUCUCACCAGCGUUGGCAGGCUCGGAGAUGUAGACGGCGCUUUCAAAGUUUAUGCAGAUUUGCAAGAUAUGGGAUUCAAGCCUGACGUGUGCACGUACAAUGCCCUGAUCGAGGUGCUUUGCAAGGCAGAAGAUGUGGAGGAGGCCUUCAAUGUGUUUCAGAAGAUGGUCGAUGAUGGUUGUAGUCCUGACCUGAUCACGCACACCGAGUUGCUCAAAGGUCUGACCAAGGCUGGACGGAUAAAUGAAGCUUGCAGAUAUUUCAGAAAUAUGGUGCAAUUGCACUGUGUGCCUGAUGUGAUUGCAUAUAACACACUCAUCCAUGGACUCGUGAAGUCUGGACAAAUAGACGAUGCUCACCAAUUGUUCAAGCACAUGAAGGGCAAAGCUUGUAAACCUGAUCUUGUCACUUACAAGCUACUCGUAGAGGCCUUCUGUAACAACGAUCAAGUCCACUUGGCUUUGGAGUUUGCCGAAGAGAUAGAAGAAGGAGACAUGGUUUUCAAAACUAUGCUGCUCAAUAGCCUGGCCAGAGGUGGACAUAUCGAUGACGCUUACAAGCUGUUCUCGGACAUGGCAAACAAGGGGUGGAAGCUCGACGUGAAGUCUUGCAACAGCUUGAUCAAUGGACUCGGGAAGGCAGGGAACCUGGAUGCAGCGUGGCAAAUAUACCUGUACCUGCAAGAGGCAGGGAUCAAAGCAACGGCUGUGACCUACACCACCCUGAUAGAUGUCCUUUGCAAGGCUGACAAAGUCGGAGACGCCACGAAGCUUUUUGGAGAGAUGAAAGACAAUGGCUGCGAACCUGAUGUCGUUACCUAUUCCGCAUUGAUUGAUGGCCUCUGCAAAUCCGGUGACCUUGACGAAGCAGAGCGAUUAUUCGGAAAAAUGACAAGAGAAGGUGUGAGUGGUAAUGUGGUCACCUCCACUGCACUUAUCCGCGGUCUGGGGAAAGCAGGAAGACUUGAUGAGGCAGAAGAAGUUUAUGAAGCAAUGCAAGCAUCGGGCUGCAAACCAGAUGUCGUCACCUACAACAUCCUUCUGGAUGCUCUUUGCAAGGGAGGCAAAACCGAUGAAGCUUGGAAGCUUUUCAAAGAGGUGAAAAGAGGGAGCACUCUGGAUUUGGUAACGUACAACACCAUGUUGGCUGGACUUCACAGGGCAGGCCGAAUACGCGACGCUUACAAAGUCUCGGAGGAAAUGACGAGACUAGGCUUCGUUCCUGAUUUCAUCACCUACAGCAUACUUACUAAUAUUCUCAGCAAAGCAGGCGACUUCCUUGAAGAGGGAUUGAUCCUCUUCCACAGAUUGAUCGGAAAGAGCAAAUCGCGAGAUUCUUCACCACCUCGUAGCGACUCCAGCUGAUGUCAUAAACUGCCGUUCCAUCAUGGAUGAUCAACUGUAUAUAUUUUUAUUAUUUUCCGGACUGGAUGACAGUUUCUUCGUUCCCUCUGGGCUGGCGCUGUUGAAGUCAUGACAUUCAUGUCAGUUCUGGGAGAAGCUAUACAUCACGACUGGUUACUUGAAGCUCACCUGACCUCAGUCGCCACUGCACGGUUCACACUCAGUGUCGUAGAACCUUGACUCAGCACUAACAGCAGGUCCGGCUGUUUCAGACUCAUUGUUGAAGGCGGCAAUGUGUCACGAUCUGUCUGGACUGAUAGUGCUACUGCAAACGAGGACUAAAGCAUAUGGCAUACGAUGCUAGCGGAAGUGUCUUCAUUACACAUUGUUGCCUUUACCCUUCAAAAUUCGUCGCUAUGGUACAGCCAAGGGAGUUUUCGGUUUGAUAUUCAUUGUCUAACAUGUCAGUUAUGUCCAAGGCGCGGUCACACAUUGCUGAGUGGCGGAGAAACCAGAGACACUUGGAGCUUCCAGAAGAAAAAUCAUAGGUCGAUCGUCGCCUUGCAAAUUAGGAAGGUGUGGAUACAGUUGAAUAUUUCUGGAUAUGUAGUUUAUAUAUUAUAGAGGUGACAGGCCCGCUUAAAGUUCAUGUUGUCAUAUCUGACAAUUUAUUCAUAUGUCAAACCAGCUCACUUCGGCUACAAUUCGGCAUCAACAUGAAUUUGUCCGAAAUUGC
This is a messenger RNA of Marchantia polymorpha subsp. ruderalis, 3931 nucleotides long. The record is from the annotation of a GenBank genome assembly. Lineage: Eukaryota; Viridiplantae; Streptophyta; Marchantiopsida; Marchantiales; Marchantiaceae.